Molecule: messenger RNA, 2733 nt
Organism: Melanotaenia boesemani (Boeseman's rainbowfish)
Lineage: Eukaryota; Metazoa; Chordata; Actinopteri; Atheriniformes; Melanotaeniidae
Exons: 16
Coding region: 46-1935 (629 amino acids)
Source: RefSeq, a predicted model, not a curated record
GUGGUAGCGCUGCUCCUUUCGGUUUCUGUUUACUAAAAAGGUUUUAUGCUGAGUUGUCACAGUGAUUUGUCAGCCAGGGUUUUUACGAAACAUUGCGAUCCAGCAAUACAGAGGACAUCGCGUUAUACUGCAUUAUCAACAAAAAUAGACUCGAUAAAUAAGAAGAAAGAAAGAAAGAACGAAAGAAAGAAAGAAAGAAAAAGAGAAAAGUCCGUCGUCUUGUCGCCCUGUGCCGACAUGUCUGCUGGUGAAAUGUGUGGUUUACUGGAGGAAAUACAGAUUUUUAAUCAGGAUGCCGCCUUUAUACUGGGACGGGCAGACAUCUGCACAGAUUCAGAAAUCCAGUCCUUGUCUGAAGAAGAUCUCUAUGAGCUGUUUCCUGGAGUUAAUCAACUUAAACUAAGAGUGACUAUCUCUGAAAUAAUACAAAAACGGGAGCCGAUAAAUGUGACCCUACAAGACCAGAAAUCAUUCGUCCCAGAUGGAGAUAUCUGGGAUGCUCUAUCCAGCAGUAAGACCUUGGCAGACCACCUCCCCAUCUUGAAAGCCUGGAAGGAUAAAAUGGAAAAGUUGCAACGUUUCCUUGAUGCUCAUGUUAAUCUGGUGGAGAACCUCACCCACACUCAACCAGGCCAGAAAGCUGACAGAGAUGUUCAUCCUGGCAGUAAGACCUUGGUUGACCACCUCCCCAUCUUGAAGGCCUGGAAGGAUGAAGUGGAAAAGUGGCCAAGUUUCAAUGAAGCCUAUAUUAAAGUGGUGGAGAAUACCAUCAAAGCUCAGCCAGACCAGCAGCCUGACGGAGAUGAAAUGUGUGCUUUGCUGAAGAAGAUACACAAAAUUGACCCUGAAGCUGUUCACGUACUGAGAGAAGCAGAAAUCUGCACUGAUUCAGAGAUCCAGUCACUGUCUCGACAAGAUCUGCAUGAGAUGUUUCCUGGAGUAGAGAAACUCUACCUGAGAAGGACCAUCUUUAAAAUAAUACACACAGAGAAACCAACUUUUGUGUCCCCAAAAGAACCUAAACCAUUCCUUCCAGAUGGAAAUCCCAGGGAUGCUCAUUCCUGCAGUAAGACCUUGGCUGACCACCUCCCCACCCAGAAGGCAUGUGAAGUGGAAAAGUUGCUGAGUUUCCUUGAAGAUCAGAUUAAAGUGGUGGAGAAUACCAUCAAAUGUCAGCCAGACCAGAAACCUGACAGAGGCAUUUUGCCAGGUACAAGCAACUCAUUUCCAUGUGCUCAAAUGGAGAUGGAGACCAACACUUCAGCUUAUAUCCAACCAAACAGAGCACAAGGAGUAGAUAAAGAAAACAAGAGCCAGAGUAACAAAGGAGGUGAAGCGAGCAACAGACAGAUGGAGCAACAAUCAAGCUCUGGAGGUUUUUUGUCAAGGCUAUUAUCAUUAGGUAGCAGUGCAGUGUCUUCACAGGAAGAACGUGAGUAUAAAAGGUUGAAGGAUAACAAAGCCAGUGUUGGACUGGAGCCAGCAAGAAAAAGAUUCUCUGGUCUACAUACCACACAAGAAAUACUGAAGUACAAGAUGGUGGUCAGCGGUGAAACAUUUAAUGCCCAUCAUCAGCUGCUGGGAGAAAUUAAAAGCUCCAUUCAAGAGUUUAAAAUUGUUGAAGCGGACGUGAGCCAAAACAGUGAGGAUUACCAGAUCAUCAUUGUCUUCUGUCCUGUUGUUUCUCGUAUCGGAACAGACGUUAAUGAAGCAAUGAAGGAAGUUCCCGGUAACAAACCCGUCAUUCUGGUCUUGAUGCACCACGCUUAUGAAGCCAGACAUGUAGCCUCAAUUAAAGCCCCGGAUAAAAACAUUGUGUUGUAUGUCGAUGUUUUCUACCAUGAGACAGUUAAAGGAUUAAUAAGUUGCAACCAAAAUAAAAAUGCUGUGUUUGAGAUGAGAAACAAAAUUAUUGAAAUGCGAAAAAGGAAGUAGCCGUAUUGCUUCUAGUGCUGCUGGGUGUUUCAGCACUGGAUCCCAAGAUGAAAACUGAAGUAGUGGUCUUUAUUCUAUUAUUGCUUAAACUUUGUCAGUCGUUGUGCUGAUGAUUGUAAUGAUGGCAUUAUGUCAGUAAAUAGAAAAUACUGUUAUGCAUUGUUCCAAAAGCAUCAUUGAGACAAGAUUCAAUGCAAAACAGAAAAUGCUUUUUUUUUUUUUUUUUAUUUCAAUGUGCUUGGUGUUUCCAGACACCAUUGAUGACUCGAGUAGCAAGAGUGUAUUUUAUGGUUUAUGGACAUUAUUAAAUUAAAGCACAAGUAAAUGAUCGCAUGUUUACUCAUUGGUGUUUCAGUUGACAUUAACCUGUCAUGUACUGCUAAAAAUUUGCAACUGAGUCACUGUGUUUUUGUUUUUUUGUUUUUUUUUUUUUACAUGUUGAAUAAUGUUAACCAUUGCUUGGUGGGUUUGAUUGCAAUGCCGCAUUCCAAUUAAAAAUGUUUUAUGAAAAAAUGUACAAAUUAGGCUGAUAUGUUUUAUUUUUCAUUUAAAAAGGAAGAAAGAAAACAUGCUUUCCAACAGUGUUAGAUUUAUUGCCAAGAAGCAUUGUGAUGAGAAAGAAAUACUCCACCACCACAAAUUUACUUACUUUUUGUGCAAAGUUUAUAUAUGUGCAAAUUCCUACAUAAUAUUCAGAAUUAGAAACAUUUUAUUAAUCCCAGAGGUACAUUGCUGCAUUACAGUGCUCCUUAAAACAGUUGCAUAUAAUGAAAUACAAAAAGAAAAAAAUAAAUAAAA